AUGUCUUAUACGCCUAGCUUUUAUGACAGAGGCAAUUUUACAUUCCAAAGAAACAUGCAAAACUUUCAAAAUAUUCCCCCAAAUUUUCCAUUAGUGCCGCCCCCUCCGCCUCCUGUUACUCCCUUUUUGUUGACCCCAGAAUUAUCAGAUCAGGAGUACAUUAAGAAGUUUGAGAAUCGCAUCCCUGUUACUGUAAAGAAAAAGAUCAAUAAGUUUAACAUAUCAGAACUUCACAAUAAAUUGCAUACACUAGUUCUAUCAUUGAAUGAUAUAAAAAAUCAAGAAUGCAUGUUGUCCAACAACAUAAACACAUUGUCUGAAGAAGAGUGGAAUAGUGCGCUCAAUAACAUAAAAGAGAACAGAGAUGUUAUUGAAAGUGUGACGGCACAAUUAAGCAGUUCGUACCUAGAUAUGAGCAGAAAACUAGUUGCUAAGAGGACAGCUAAGAGAUUGAGAUUGAAAAGGCUUAAGGAAGAGAGAAAGAGGGAGAAGCAGGAACAAAUAAAAGAGUUGGAAGAGAGAUCACGCAAAAUAGAUGAGAAUUUGCAGAAGAUAAAGGAUGAUAUUCAGAGAGUUAAACAGGAGGAGGAAGCCAAGAUCCAAGCUGAUAUUCUAUUGAAAGAGGUAAUAAAGAAGAAACAGGAUGCCAAGAAGAGUAUAGCAAAGUUAGAAGCACUUGUAAAGUUGAGAAGAGCACGUCAGAACACUGCUAGAGGUAGAGGGCAGGAGGUAUCUGACGCUGAGGCAACUUACUUUCAAAAUAGCAUAGAACGAAUUAAAAAGCUAUGGGAAAUCAAACUGUUGGCAUAUGAGAAAGAGGAAGCUGAGUCACGAGCUCAAAUGGAACAGACAAACAAACAGAAAGACAGCUCUACUCUUGUGGAGAAGGAAGUCAAACGUAACUUGCUGAAGUGGAGGAAGGCACUGUUCGGUGGAGAUUUGUACCCUCAGGUGGACUUCAAGGGGGAUAUGGCGACGUUUAUUGAUGUUAGAUCACAUUGGGACCGCUACAUAGAUGGCAGUGAGGGUUCAACCCCUCUACCCAUGGGGUGGGUCGUACCCAGCUCGAAAACAGUCACGACUUAAGCCUACUAUAUUUUUGCAUACACUUUGUAGAAAUUAUGUUUUUUAUGCAUUUAUUGCUUCAGAAUAAAAUGCUUUGUAAUAUA
Bicyclus anynana (squinting bush brown) is the source of this 1169-nucleotide messenger RNA. Its product is annotated as regulator of nonsense transcripts 3B-like. Lineage: Eukaryota; Metazoa; Arthropoda; Insecta; Lepidoptera; Nymphalidae. Bases 1 to 1086 code for a protein of 361 amino acids. The transcript is spliced from 4 exons. The record is from RefSeq and is a predicted model, not a curated record.